AUGGCGCCGAUCAAGGUUCUUCCGAUGGCCCUCCUGGCCAUCCUAAACGGGGUGGCCGCCCGCGACAUUUUCGUGUCCCCAAGCGGCACCGGCUCCGGUACCCAGACGGCCCCAUACGGAUCAAUACAGUCGGCCGUCAAUGCUGCUGCAGCCGGCGACACCAUUUACCUCCGUCAAGGCACCUAUGCGCCUUCUGCUAAUAUCCAGUUCUCUACUAGCGGAACUGCCACGUCUCCCAUUUCCGUGCGACCUUACCAGGGGGAGAAAGUCAUCAUUGACGGCGAGAACAUGCCCGGCACCCCCAAGGACCUAGACGAAUCGUUGCCUAACUCUGAACGAGGUAUCUUUCACAUCCAGAACGCCAAUUACUGGGCUUUCUACGACCUAGAUGCUGAGCAAUCCCACAGGUUAAUAAACGGCCCUUACGGCAUCUACGCUCGUGAUGCUUCCCACAACUACUAUAACGGUCUGUCAACUCACGACAACUACGAGACGGGCUUUCAGCUCGAAGGCGCCUCGUCGAACAACACUGUCCUCAACCUGGACUCCUACCUCAACCGUGAUCCGCGCAAGAACGGCGAGAGCGCUGACGGGUUCGCGUGCAAGUCGGGCGAGGGCGAGGGCAACGUGCUGCGGAACGCCCGGCUCUGGGACAAUGUCGACGACGGCCUCGACCUGUACAUGUUCGCAUCCCCCGUCACCAUCGAGGAGGUCUACUCGUGGGGCAAUGGCUACAACCGCUGGGGCUUCAGCCCGUUCGAGGGCGACGGCAACGGGUUCAAGCUGGGCAUCACGGACAACCCGCCCGCAAACCAUGUCAUUCGCAACUCCAUUGCGUUCGGGAACUUCAAGAAGGGGUUCAUCGAUAACGGGAAUCCGGGAUCGUUGAAAUUUGAGCGAAACACGGCGUGGAACAACGGCGAUACGGGUUUCGUUAUGCGUAGCUCUUCGUCCAAGAUGACGGGGAACAUUGCUGCUGUCAAUGUUGGGAGCGCGCAAGUCAGCCUGGUUAGCACUGUGACUGCAACGGGCAAUUCGUGGAACUCGGGAACCUGGUCCAACAGCUCUUUCGCGAGUGUUGAUGCGUCUGUAUUGAAGGGGGCGAGAGGCUCGGACAAGAAGGUUCAGGGCAGCAACUUUUUGAUUCCCGUGUCCGGGCAGGCUAUUGGUGCUACAACUCUUGCUGAGGUAUGA
Molecule: messenger RNA, 1194 nt
Organism: Diaporthe amygdali
Lineage: Eukaryota; Fungi; Ascomycota; Sordariomycetes; Diaporthales; Diaporthaceae
Exons: 3
Coding region: 1-1194 (397 amino acids)
Source: RefSeq, a predicted model, not a curated record